Molecule: messenger RNA, 1732 nt
Organism: Monopterus albus (swamp eel)
Lineage: Eukaryota; Metazoa; Chordata; Actinopteri; Synbranchiformes; Synbranchidae
Product: zinc finger protein 664-like
Exons: 2
Coding region: 127-1383 (418 amino acids)
Biological process (GO): regulation of transcription by RNA polymerase II
Cellular component (GO): nucleus
Molecular function (GO): DNA-binding transcription factor activity, RNA polymerase II-specific; RNA polymerase II transcription regulatory region sequence-specific DNA binding
Source: RefSeq, a predicted model, not a curated record
CCAUGAGGUCGCUGCCAACCGCCAAUAAAUUCUACAGCAGAAGCAGAAGCAGCUGUCGCUUCAAUGUUUGUCCCUUUGUUGACGAGCAACAGAGCAUAACGUGUAGGCGACGGACAAAUUCUGAACAUGGACCUCAUCGUUGAAGAUAUUUACGAGAGCAGGGUAAAGGAGGAGAACCAGGACUCGCAUUUCAUCGACCAGGACAGCUCCAAGAGCGGGAUAAAGGAGGAGAACAGAGACUCGUAUUUCAGCGACCAUGACAGCUCCAUGAGCGUAAUAAAGGAGGAGAACCAGGACUGGCAUGUCAGCGAUCAUGACAGCUCCAAGAGCGGGAUGAAGGAGGAGAACCGGGACUCGGACCACUGGAGCAACCAUUCCGCUGGUCCCAGCGAUCAACAGGGAGGCGGAAGUGGACUGAAACAUCAUCACUAUCAGGACUGUGACAAGACCUUCACGACAUCCAGUGAUUUGGACACUCAUCAGAAAGUUCACACCGAGGACAACCCAUACAGCUGUGACCAGUGUGGUAAAGCAUUCGGAGUCUUAAGUGACCUGAAUGAACAUCGACGUAUUCACACUGGGGAGAAACCUUACUGGUGUGACCAUUGUGGUAAAACGUUCUCUCACAACAGCGUGCUAAAGGUUCACCAGUGUGUUCACACUAAGGAGAAGCCGUAUACCUGUGACCAGUGUGGCAGAGCUUUUACACAGAAAGGUAACCUUAAAGUUCAUCAGCACAUCCACACUGGAGAGAAAUCUUACCAUUGUGACCAGUGUGAUAAAACCUUCUCUCAUAACAGUGCCCUAAAAGUUCACCAGCGUGUUCACACUAAGGAGAAGCCGUAUACCUGUGACCAUUGUGGUAAAGCAUUCUCUGAUAACAGUACCCUAAAAACUCACCAGCGUAUUCACACUAAGGAGAAGCCGUAUACUUGUGACCAGUGUGGCAAAGCUUUUGCUCGUGGUCAUUGCCUUAAAGGACAUCAACGCACUCACACUGGAGAGAAACCUUACUGGUGCGACCAGUGUGGUAAAACCUUCUCUCAUAACAGUGCCCUAAAAUCCCACCAGCGUGUUCACAGUAACGAGAAGCCGUAUAACUGUGACCAGUGCGGCAAACCUUUUGCACGGAUAAGUAAUCUUAAAGUUCAUCAACGAACUCACACUGGAGAGAAACCUUACUGGUGUGACCAGUGUGGUAAAGCUUUCACUCGUAACAGUACCCUACAAACUCACCAGUGUGUUCACACUGAGAAGCUGUAUGCCUGUGACCAGCUUUUAAACAGAUAUGGAUUCCUAAAGUUCAUCAAAGCACCCACGCUGGAGAGAAACCUUACUGGUGUGAACAGUGUGGUAGAACUUUCUCUCAACACGGUACCCUAAAACCUCACCAGCCUGUUCACAUCGAGGAGAAGGAAGUCUUCUCUCUGUAACAGUCUGGGCAUUCAGAAUUGAGAUGUAAUAAACAUCAAAGUGGCCACGGCAUGUUCAUUUAACUCGUUACCAGCCAUUUAACAUUUAUUCUUGGGUACCUCUAGAUUAGCUUUGCACCUCUCAUAACUCCAAAUAGUCUGUAAUUAUUUCAGAAUGAUAAAACCAGAGAGCUCCUUCCUAAAAACGAGAGGGUAGUUUGUGAAUACGCACAGCUCCUGUUGGCAGUGUUGUGUUGAAAGUGGACAGCACAAUGAACUGCAACGGCAUUAAUUAAUUUGAAUUUCUCCUCCAUCGGUAG